Molecule: messenger RNA, 4220 nt
Organism: Carassius auratus (goldfish)
Lineage: Eukaryota; Metazoa; Chordata; Actinopteri; Cypriniformes; Cyprinidae
Exons: 2
Coding region: 203-3796 (1197 amino acids)
Biological process (GO): DNA integration
Molecular function (GO): nucleic acid binding
Source: RefSeq, a predicted model, not a curated record
AUUGUUUGCUGCAGCCCAGAAACUGAAUCUGAAAGGGGAAGAGGAGAAGCUAUCCAUUAGAACCAUCCAUCAGAAAGUGUCGCAACUGCAAGGCUCAAAGGUUUCAUUCAGCAUCUCUCCAGUGGCGCAACCACAUAAGACAUACCAUAUCAAGCAAGCCUUCACAGCCAAUCACCUAGGGUUAGCUCAACAAUCCUAUCCUAUGGAGGCCCUUGUAAGUAAGUACAAACACCUAAAGGGACUUCCUAUCCAGUCCUUUGAGAAGAUUCACCCACUCUUGCUAAUUGGUGCUGAUCAGCCUCAUCUAAUCACUCCAAUCGAGCCAGUUAACCUGGGACCACCUGGCGGGCCAGCCGCCAUCAAAACAAGACUGGGUUGGACACUACAGGGCCCAGUGAAGCUUCUUCUGAAUCCUCUUCAUCCUCAGCAGGUCCUUUUCACCUCUUUGUCACCCAAGCAUACAGAGCUGAUGAGAAAUGUCACAAAGCUAUGGGAACUGGACAUUCUCCCCUAUCGUAAUGAGAAACAGGUCACUCGCUCCAGAGAGGAUCAGGCGGCCCUUGAAAUCCUGAACAAAGGAACUGUGAGAGUUGACGUGAAUGGCAUUCAGAGGUAUGCCACCCCACUGUUGCGUAAAUCCAGUAUGGCUUGUCUUAACGCCUCCGAAGAAGCAGUAAUGCCACUCCUUCGUAGAACUGAAAGGCAUCUCUUGAAAGACCCAGAACGAGCAGCUACCUAUUCUGCGGAGAUCAAGAAAUUGUUGGAGGAAGGUUAUGUGGCCAAACUCGAUCCAGACAAACCACCACAGAGCCUUGAGCGGUGGUUCAUACCACAUCAUAUGGUCAUGCACAAUGACAAAAAUCGACUGGUAUUCAACUGCUCGUUCCAGUACAAGGGAAUGAACCUAAAUGAGUCCCUUCUACCUGGCCCAGUACUAGGUCCGUCCCUCCUUGGAGUCCUGAUAAGAUUCAGAGAGCAUUCUGUAGCGGUGAGUGGGGACGUGAAAGGAAUGUUCCAUCAAGUUAGACUUCUGGAACAGGACAGACCUAUCCUGCGAUUCCUUUGGAGAGAUAUGGAACGAGACAGAGAACCGGACAUCUAUGAAUGGCAGGUGCUCCCAUUCGGCACUACUUGCAGCCCUUGCUGCGCUUCCUAUGCCCUGCAUAAACAUGUCCUUGACAACACGGAGUCGAGUGAUGACCUGCAAUUCACUAUUCAAAGGAGUUUCUAUGUUGACAACUGUCUUCAGAGCCUGAACACAGCCUAUGAGGCCAGAGGGCUGAUUGACCGACUCAGAAAGCUACUGGCAAGUGGAGGAUUUAACAUCCGGCAGUGGGCUUCAAACCAACCUGGAGUAGUAAGCCAUCUACCUAAGGAAGCUCAGUCUGCCAGUACCGAACUGUGGUUGUCACAAAGGGAAACUGAAGUUCCUGAAUCCACUCUGGGUCUGCACUGGCACUGUCCCACAGACACUCUUAGGUACAAGCACCGUCCUUUAGAGUAUGGACUACCCACAAUGCGCAAUUUAUAUCGGGUUCUCGCCAGUCAAUAUGACCCAUUGGGCUUCAUUCUCCCCUACACGACCAGAGCGAAAAUUUUAGUUCAGAAACUGUGGGCUAAGCCGAGAGAAUGGGACGAUCCUCUAUUUCCUGAUGAACUUUUGCAGAGCUGGCUACAGUGGGAGGCUGAACUUAAGUCUCUUUCCUCCAUUACCUUUCCUAGAUGCUAUGUGACUCCAGAAAUGGACAAUGAUUCUGUAAGGAGAGAGAUACAUGUGUUCUGUGAUGCAUCAGAAAGGGCCUAUGGUGCAGUGUCAUACCUGAGAACAGAGAACAGUCAAGGCAAGGUACAGUUAGCAUUCCUAAUCGCACGCUCCAGAGUUGCACCCAAGAAACAGUUAUCAGUUCCCAGACUUGAACUCUGUGCCGCACUCUGUGGAGCUCAGUUAGCAGAGAUGCUAAGGAAAGAACUUACACUUGAAUAUCACAGGAUUACCUUGUGGUCCGAUUCCACCACAGUACUUAAUUGGUUGCAGUCAGAGUCCUGCCGGUUCAAAGUCUUUGUUGGCACCAGGGUUGCAGAGAUACAAGAAACUACAAAUCCACAGGAUUGGAGGUACGUGGACUCUGCUCUGAAUCCUGCGGAUGAUCUAACAAAGGGAAAAUCGCUUGAGGACCUAGCCACUCCAAACAGAUGGAGCAAUGGACCCCCGUUCCUUUUAAUGCACUCUGAUCACUGGCCAAAGAGCCCUGCUGCCAGCUGUCUGAAAGAUGACUCAGAGUUACGCAAGUCAACAUUUUGCGCCCUAAAUGUAGUGACCUCCAAAGCAGAAAUUCCUGAUGCCAGCCAGUUUACAACUUACAGAGAAUUACUGGAAGCUACUGCACGAUGUGUCCAUGGGGUGGCAAAUGAAGAACCACUGACAGCUGGAGACUUCCUACAAGCAGAAAUCCUUCAGUGGAGAGCAUCUCAGCUGGAUAGCUUCUUUGAUGACUUCCAAUGCCUGAAACAAGGUAAACCUCUCCCUUCUAACAGUAAACUACUCACCUUGAGUCCAGAGCUGGAUGAAGAGAUGGAUGUUAUUCGAGUGGGGGGAAGACUUCGACGAGCCGAAGCACUCGACAUAGCAACUAAGCACCCAAUUGUCCUUGACCCUAGUCAUGCCCUUACCAAGCUCAUCAUUCAAGAUUAUGACCACCAGUUGAAACAUCCUGGCCCAGAGAGAGUCCUGGCUGAAGUCAGAAGGAAGUUUUGGAUUCUGCGUGGCAGAGAGGCCAUCCGCAAUCACCAGUUUCGAUGCACUGACUGUCGGAGAUGGAGAGCCAGCCCAAAAAUCCCACAAAUGUCAGACUUACCUGUAGCUCGACUUCAAUUAUUUAAGCCUGCAUUUUAUUCCACAGGAAUGGAUUGCUUUGGGCCCUUCUCAGUAAAGAUUGGACGGAGAGUGGAGAAAAGAUGGGGAAUAAUUUGGAAGUGUUUGACAACCAGAUGCAUCUACUUAGACAUACUAGCAAGUAUUGACUCUGAUUCCUUCCUUAUGGCAUUUAGGAGGUUUGCGGCACGUAGAGGAACACCCUUCGAACUUUGGUCUGAUCAAGGGACUAAUUUUAAAGGCGGGGAAAGAGAAUUGCAUGAAGCCUUCAAAAGUAUGUCACCUGAGUUACAGCUACAGUUAGCGAAGCAGAAAGUUCACUUCCGCUUCAACCCACCUGGAGCCCCUCAUUUCGGAGGAGCAUGGGAACGGGAGAUACGAUCUGUUAAAUCAGCUUUGUAUGCUUCUGUGGGUGCUCAAUCUGUUACAGAGGAAGUCCUCAGGACAGUGUUAACUGAGGUAGAGGGAAUACUGAACUCCAAGCCUCUUGGAUACCUAUCCUCGGAUGUUUCAGAUAUUGAUCCUGUUACCCCGAAUCACCUUCUCAUGGGGCGGCUUGACGGCUCUCUCCCACAAGUUGUAUAUCCUCAAAGCGAAAUGAUCAGUCGGAAACGAUGGCGCCACAGUCAGAUCCUCACUGACUUAUUCUGGUCUGCGUUCAUCAAGUACUAUCUACCCAAUCUGCAAACUCGAUCUAAAUGGCAGAAGGAUGUCGAGGACAUUGCCAUUGGAAACGUUGUUAUGCUGGUAGACCCCCAAUUGCCUAGAGCUAUGUGGUUGAUCGGAAAGGUCACCAAUGUCAUGCCAAGUUCAGAUGGGCAUAUCAGAACUGCGGAGGUGCUCAUCAAGGGACGGACUUAUACCAGACCAGUUUCAAGGAUGAUUGUACUUCCUGCCAUUCCUGAUGACACAGAUACCUCAUAACUGUGGGCCAUUUAUCAGGGACAAAUUUAGUGCCUAAAUUUGGGGGCGGCUGUACAAAAGGCCCUCAAGAAAUCAAGCAUGUAUAUAGUUAAUUCGGAAGCAUUACCUACUAUGUCCAGUACGUGGCAGUAUACCCUCACUUUCGUUCACUGCAAGUGUUGCAUCAGCCGUAGCUGCGAUUGCGUUAGGAGGAAAUUACCUUAAGCUCCGGUCAGAUGUGGACUGUUAGCGCUUGAUUCCUGCUAAACUCACCUGUUCUGAUUAUUCCUGAGUGGUUUUAGUUGAUGUGCGUCAAUGACGAUAUAACCACAUCCAUAUAUAUCCAAUUGUAUAUAUUGGAACCACAGAAAGAAAUACCUUUAUGCCAUACCGUGCUGAUUGCUGAUUCUGACUCAUAAACAUCCAAGUAAACCUACAUCAACCU